CUUCAAAUAUUUCGUUACAUGAGCUUGUUCAUGUUUCUUCCGCUUAUUCAAAACAAGCCCGCUUGUCUACGCCCGAAGCAAAAAAAUCUGUUGAUCUUGUGUAUAGUUUGUAGCAAGCCCGACAUUAUAAAAAAGGGAAAGACUUAGCCUUGCGGCAUUUACAGCGGCGUCUAGCUAGUUUAAGCCGCUUCCGUUAAAUUUUUGGAUACUACAGAGGAUUCUUGAGAAAACAGCAAAAUGAGACUCAGCGUCUGUUUGCUGACAAUUUCUUUUCUGAUCGCUGUUUCAUAUGCUGUUCAAAUACUACGUGGUGAAACAUUCGGACAAUUCGAAAGCCCCAACCAUCCAGCACCUUAUGGGAACAACCUAGAAAAGGAAUGGAGAAUUGAAGUGAGAGAUGGAUUCAGAAUAAAACUGAGAUUCAGUGCAUUCGAUUUGGAAGAUUCGUAUGACCCCGAUUUAGGUGGACCAUGUGUCUAUGAUUUCGUUAAGGUUACAGAAGGCGCCAAAGUUAUCGGUAAAUUCUGUGGAAAACCGACUGAGUAUCCAUAUGACGCACCAAGACCAGACAAAUGGUUUUACACCAAGGGAAACACAGCAACUAUAAAGUUUGUAUCUGAUUUUUCAAACGAAGAUAUAACACCAAGUGGUUUUCAAGCACAUUAUGUGGAAGAAGACAUUGACGAGUGUGCCGAAAUGCGAAGAAAGGAACAAUACACCAUGGUAGACUGGGAUGAGCUAAUAACAUGCAACCACUUCUGCCAUAAUGUACCUUCAAGUUAUUAUUGCAGUUGCAGAGCUGGCUUCACUUUGAGUAGUAACGAACAUACUUGUGUAGCUACAUUCUGUGAAAAUCAAGUUCUAACAGCAGACGAGGGAGAAAUAGAAAGCCCUGAAUAUCCUCAGCCAUACGCAAAAUUGAGCCAUUGUACAUGGGAUAUCCACGUGCGAGAUGGACUGAGUGUUCAUUUGACAUUCAACACAGAAUUUGAAGUAGAAGAACACGAUGAAGAAGGCUGUGUGUACGAUAUCCUGAAGCUGACACACAAUGACAGGGAAGAUACUUAUUGUGGAACCGAAGCGCCUGCCGGGGGAGAAGUUAUCGACAUGAACACCAAAGACGUGAAAAUUGAGUUUGAAACUGAUUUAUCUGUGCAGGAAAAAGGCUUCAAAAUAUUCUACAAUACAACAAGAAUCAGAUGUCUCAAAUUACUCAGUAGUCCAUCAAAUGGUGAGAUUAUUCGAGAUUUCUCUAAGGGUUAUCAUGAGUUUGAAGAUGUUGUUAACUAUACUUGCAACAGAGGUUACGAUCUGAUUGGAGAAUCAAGACUGGAAUGUCUAAGUGAUGGAACUUGGAACCAUGAACAACCGACCUGUCGAAUCAAGUCGUGUGGUUUGCCAGAACAUCUAAAAAGCGUCAAAUACAGCCAUAUUGUUAACUUGGCAACAAAGCAAUUCACUUACCUUGAAGAGAUAACAGUGAAAUGUAACGAAUGGUAUGAAAUGACUGCUGGUGCUGCAAGAUGGGUUUGUGAAGAUAGUAAACAGUGGGAAAAAAUUGAUGACUCGGUGGUUGUCCCAAAUCCAGUUGAAAACGAUAUGCCUAAAUGCAGACCAAAAUGCGGAAUCAAAGGAUCUGAAGAUAACAGUUUGCUGGGACAACAGAUUGCUGGUGGAAGGAAAUCACUUCGAAAUGAGUGGCCUUGGUUAGUUUUUCUAAACUUUGGCAGACACAAAGAUCUUGGUGCAGAAAUAAGUAUUUGUGGAGGAAGUUUGAUCAGCCCGAAUUACGUAUUAACGGCAGCGCAUUGCUUGAAUUCUACGGAUUAUCCAGGAGAUGUUAGAUGGGCAAACAGGACUCAUAUAUGGCUUGGAGCACACGACAGAGAUGAAAAGCCUGAUAUCGUAAAGUACGUUGAAGCUGAAACUAUAAUUCUUCACCCUAAAUAUUACAAAUCGAGCACUUGGAACUAUGACGUAGCUCUGAUUCGAAUUCGCGAAACGAUUAUCAUGAGCUCAAAGAUUCGACCAAUAUGUUUACCGUCAACAGACAAGGAAUUUAAGUUGGUUAAUCCAGGAGCUUCUGGAGAAGUGGCUGGUUGGGGACUCUACGACGUUGGAUUCCGACCCGCAGAUGUUCUGAUGCAUGCAGAGUUUCCUAUUGUCAGUCAUUCAGUUUGUUGGGGAAGUUUCGAGUCAAGAACUUUGGAAACAAAAACUGAAUUGCCGAAAAAUCUGGAAUUGACUGAAAAUAUGUUCUGCGCUGGCAAGGACGAUGGAGGACAAAGUACAUGCAAAGGAGAUUCGGGAGGACCCUUUAUGAUGACUAAAAAAGGAUCUUCCAAAUAUUAUGAAGUUGGUCUGGUGUCAUUCGGUAUCGGCAAGAAGUGCGGAAAAAUUGUAUCCUUCACAGGAUAUACGAAGCUUACAGAAGAAAUUGUCAAGUGGAUAAUGAAAAACACAAAUAACUUGGAAUGAGUUUCCGACUCUAAAUAAACAAAAUGUGUUCGUUUACUGGCUUUAUCCCUUUUUUCGCUUGAUGCAGUUCUCUUAUUCACUUUUCGCUUAAUUUCAUGAUAAUAUUGAACAGCUGUUUAAUAACGCAAUCCAAAUUGAACGUUUUAUGUAUCAGAUCGAAAACUGCACAAAAAUUAGAUUUUUUUUCAUUAUUGCCAUUUUUUUGAAACCAAAUAAGUUUUUCAAAGAAUUGUAGGCUUAUUCUUACUUGAUUUUUAGAUACAGCUAAAUGAAACAAAUGUUUUGAAUGAUGUACUAAUACCAAAACCGUAUAUUUUGAGCUAUUGUAGUAACUAACCUCUUAUAUAUAUGUUUUUGCAUUCAAAUUAUAUCGGAGGCAGUUUAACAGAGAUGUGAAGUCAGAGAAAAAUUUACAAUUCCACUCAAACUCGGAGUUGACUCCAAAACCCGAUUGAAAUUUCUGACUCCGACUCUAACUCUAAACUUUCGAGACAAUCAGACUCAAACCAUCUUCUUUGACUUCAACUAUUAUCAUUUAAAAUCUAGAACUUAUAUUCUUUAUAACAGUGAAUUCAAAAUUUUUACUCUGACCAUAAUGAAAACAUGCCUAACUCCGACUCCACAACUCUGAUAUUAUGUAACCUAUAAUAUUUUCUUCUCACUGUUUUCAUACCAUUUAUGAAGCGCGCCAUCUGUUUUUACGUGGCACAUUGUAAUAUACACAAAGCCAGUCGUGAAAAUGUAUAAUAUGUGAAGAAAUAAAACAUUUAAUAUGUUCCAAAACAAAAAUACAUUUACAGUAUGAAACUGA
This is a messenger RNA of Styela clava, 3289 nucleotides long. Its product is annotated as mannan-binding lectin serine protease 2-like. The record is from RefSeq and is a predicted model, not a curated record. Gene Ontology annotation, molecular function: serine-type endopeptidase activity; calcium ion binding. Lineage: Eukaryota; Metazoa; Chordata; Ascidiacea; Stolidobranchia; Styelidae. Gene Ontology annotation, cellular component: extracellular region. Gene Ontology annotation, biological process: complement activation; proteolysis.